AUGACAGAUACAGAUCGGUCACAACCAUUGAAUGUACCACGUGGUGGACGUUCUGCACGGUAUCGAACGCAUAGCUCAGGCAGUUUAUCAUCUUCGUUUGGUUCACCUUCGGGCUUGACGAAUAUAAACAACAACAAUGGUGGGAUCCCGAUGACACACAAUAAAAAAUCAGGUGUGGGAUCGAGUGGAAACAGUAAUAUUGGAUCACUUUCUACGACAAUGGGUAGUGGAAGUACGGGCGGCACUUUGCCGCAAUUCGAUGAAAAGCAUGCAGCUGCCGGAAAUAUUUUCGAACAUCGCCAAGAUUGGUCAAUACUCAAUCGUUUGCCUUUACAUAAAAGAAAUGCUAUACAUAUUCGUCUUGAAGAUGAAGGUCCCUAUGGAAAUGAUGAAACCCGUUGUUUCGUUUUAUCUCAAUUAUCGAUGGUGGGUUGUACAGACGUCGCAUGUACUGUUUGCGGUCAAUCAAUGGUUGUUUAUGAUCGUUAUCCUCUUGUUGAUGGGACACUUUUCCUCAGUCCUAUUAAACAUAGUGAUAAUGGGAAAGUCUCUGUUGCUGUUUAUCAUAACGAUCGACAGCUGUAUCUACAUGGCAUAUGUCUCGAGUGCCUAUCAAUGCGUUCAUUACAUGUACUUUGUCGUCUAUGUAAGACAAAAUUCAAUUUUGAUCCAAUUAUAUUCGGUACACUCUAUUAUUAUGAUCUGUUUGCGGCAUUUCCAUGCUGUCAAGCGCGUUUAUCCUGUUCGAAGUGUUUUCAACCAAUUGUUUCGAUAAAAGAUGGCUUAAUCAAUUUCAGUAACUACUCAUCGGAAUUCGAAUGCGGACAUUGUGGAAUGAAGAGUCACCAUUUUCCAUCUGCCUUUCUGAUUCUGGUUUGCCGAGCGCAAAGACAACAAGAUAAAUUUUUGUGGCAUCAUCAUUUAUUUGCAUUUGUGUAUUUGCUAAAACGAUUCUAUUCUAAUAAAACAAAGCCAAUUUGGUUAUGUACCAAGAUUUUGAGUAUGUUACACGACAAUCAGACAAAUACGGCAUUUAAUACCAAACAUCCAGCAAAUAAUAAGAACACAUCGCCGAAAAAAAUUAUGGGUCGGAAAAAGAUCAAUAUUACACGAAUUAAUGACGAACGCACUCGGCAAGUGACAUUUACUAAACGGAAAUUUGGUUUAAUGAAGAAAGCCUAUGAAUUAUCGGUUUUAUGUGGUUGUGAAAUAGCGUUAAUGAUAUUCAAUAGCAAUGACCGUCUAUUUCAAUAUGCAUCAUCUGAUAUCAACAAAGUCUUAUUAAAAUAUGCAGAAUAUAAUGAACCACAUGAAUCAUGUACUAAUGUUGAUAUUAUUGACAUUUUGAACAAGAAACAUCCGACAAUGAAGCCGGUGGCAAGUGGUAGUAGUGAAGAUACUGAAAUACUUGAACAACAUGAUGACAGUAAUGAACAAACAUUUGGGGAUAGUGUUAAUAGCUUUCUUACGCAUAGCAAUCUCAGUUGUUCUUCAUCAACCAACAAUAGCCAUGACAUGACAUUCCUCAAUAACAACAACAACAACAACAAUGUGCCAACAGCAUUUUCGACAACAACAGUUUUGCCCGAUUUUCAAUAUUUAACAUCGCCAUCGGGUGAUAAGUUUGUCUCCACAGCGACAUCAAAUCACAUUCCCAUCUAUUCGAUUCCGAAAUCUGUUGAUGCUAUUCAGUAUGGAAAUAACAUUACCAAUAACACGAAUCUUCAUUCGAAUUCAACACAUGUCACACAAUCGACAUCUGCCACGAUGAAUAGUUUUAUAACUCAACAACCAACAACAAACAUUGGUCGUAUCAUGACUGUUGGUCCGGACAUGAACGUUUCAUCGAUUGAUAUCAGUGCGCUUGCUUCUCAAUUGACUUCAAACUUUUUGGCAUCAUUAACAAACGCUACGGUAGUUACAACGGCAAACAACGGCUCAGCAGCUAUUCCGAUAAAUUUAAUUAAUCGAGAUAGUCAAACAACAAAUAUCGGCACGGGACAAACAAUUAUGUUAACUAAUAGUCCUAAUUCGAUUGUAUUAACUGGUCAACAACAGCAGCAGCAUCAACAGCAGACACAACCGAUAUGUCGAAAUGUUAUUAAGCAGGAACCGAUUCUCUAUACCACAGCAGCAGGCAGAAAUGAUUUGUGUUAUGAAACAAACCUGAAACAGACGCAUUUGUGGCCGUAA
Messenger RNA from Adineta ricciae, 2193 nucleotides. The record is from the annotation of a GenBank genome assembly. NCBI's taxonomy places the organism in Eukaryota, Metazoa, Rotifera, Eurotatoria, Adinetida, Adinetidae.